AUGUCUCUCGUUCAGCACGUCCUCUCCGCGGCCCCUCAUCAUGCUCGGCUUCUGGCGUCCAUUGCAGAGACGGAUUACGCAAACCCAGCUUUGGAGCAGCAGACAGGCUAUAUAGAAGAUCUGCAGUCAGAGUUGGCUAAAUGCGAGAAAGCGAUUACCUGGCUAGAGCAGAAGACGAAGAAAGAGCGCGUGGAACACGAACAUAUGCGUGACUCCAAUGUGAGGAAGCUUGCUCACAAGAUCGUCGGUCAAGGGGAGAAGUUCAAGGCCAAGGCGAGCAAGGAGGAAAGAGAGUACCUGGAGGCUUUGCAACGGGAGAUCGAAGAGAAGCAACGAAGAGAUAAAUUGAAGUCCGACUUGGCUGAGGCAGACCGUAUCAAAUCGCAGCUAAUCGAGGUCGCAAGGAGGAAUGAGCUCGAUCAAGCGGAGCUCAAGCAACUAUACGAAUCCAUCUUCCAGGGACCAACCCCAGAUGCGCCGGAGGAAGAUGUCCUGGAACGCCGGGUGGCGGCAGCGCAGGAUGAAUACGCGCGGGCCCAGAGUAUCCUGAAUACAGAGGCACAGGCGGCAGGUAUAUUAUCUGACGCCGAGCAAGCAAUGCGAGGUUGUCUGGCGAACAUGAGCGAAGCUUUGAGCAGUAGCCAGGCUGAUAUAUGGGGGUUCGGUGGCCCCAGGAUGGCGGAUGUCAUGGAGCGGUCUUCUUUGAAUAUGGCGCAAAACCAAGCUAGGCAAGUUGAGAUGAUGGUUAAUCAAGCCCGACGAAUCCAGCCUGUUAUCAAGCCAAUCGGACGGCUUGAAGUAGCCCAAGGGGGUCUCAUGGACGUUUAUUUCGACAACAUUUUCAGCGACCUGGCAUUUCAUGAUAAGAUCCAGGAUUCCACCAGGAGUCUCCGCCAGAGCCAUGAACAGCUCCAAUACGAACUCCAAGUCGCAAGCGCUCGUGCCGAGUCUGCUGGCCAAGCAGCCAUAGGUGCUUCCACUCGCCUGAACGGACUGCGCUCAGAACUGGAUGCGUACCGACGGCAAACUUUUCAAAGCAUCUUGGCAACCGGGGGUGCAUCGCCUCCCACGUACGCCCCACCACAGGGUCCCCCUCCACCUGCCAUGCCGAACGGACCUCACGCUCCCUCUGGAUUCGAUGGCCCCCCAAGCUUUCCGUCCUCACCCUCCAGCUCGACGUCUGAUGCAGCACUAGAUGGACGCGGAGGCCUGGAGGCAUUCCAACGAGCGCUCCACGCUCCGCCCAUGCCCUCGAGCUCUGAUGCCGCUAGUGAAGCACCGUUGGCCAUGCCAACGUUUCCACAGCCUCAACAUGCGGCGCCGGCGUCAUGGGGAUCUCGUAAGUCCUUGGCAUGGGUGGAUCGCCGAAUGCUGACCUCAUUAUGCGGUAGUCAAUCCCUAUGCAGCCUUGUUGGCGAGCAAGGCCGAGGCAGCCUCUAA
Molecule: messenger RNA, 1440 nt
Organism: Punctularia strigosozonata HHB-11173 SS5
Lineage: Eukaryota; Fungi; Basidiomycota; Agaricomycetes; Corticiales; Punctulariaceae
Exons: 10
Coding region: 1-1440 (479 amino acids)
Source: RefSeq, a predicted model, not a curated record